UGCAGUUUCAAGUCUCGUGUGGUCGUGAUGAUGUCGAUUUAUUUAGAAUAUCGAUAAGAUAGAAUUACAGAUUCAGUUAUACUGUUAAAGUAGAGCGCGCUUAUUGAAGCAAAUGUAAAUGUGAUAAUGUUAAAUACAUAGUAUAUGCUAUAAGGUAAAAAGUAAUCAUAAAUAACCAUAUCAAGGCGAUAUUGGACAAUAAAAGCAUUAAGUUAUAUAUUAUAAAUAAAUAUUAUUGCUCUGCGCAUAAAUAUGUUAUAUUUAUGUCUAAAUGCAAAGAAAUAACAUUUGCAAUGUCGAAAUAACGGAUAAAAAAAUAAAUAGCAAACUUGUUGUUUAGUUUUCGGAUAUAGUUAAGCUCAAUACAAAUUGAAGUUGUUUAACUGAUAUUUAUUGUGCAAUAAUGUGUUCAAUACAUAAUUCGGUGAAUAUUUAUUGGAGAACUAUAUGUGUGAGCUUAUUGUUUGUCACUGACGGUGGGUGGGGAAUGUUCAUACCGCCGACAGGGAGUGUGGAUAUUAAAACGGAGCCCUGCAUACUUAAACCGAACAAUACUGGCAUACCCUGUGUUAUGUACACGAUUGGCUACGAAAACAGCGGCGAGGCUUGCUCGAACCUUCCGGCCCUCUUCCCUCACCUGUACGAGGUCGAGGACCCUGCUGGCCUCACCUGGCCGAGUGAAGUGCUCAAUAACAAGGUCGUGUCGAACACCAUUUCAUGGAAUGCCCCAGCAGAAGGUAGCAUUCGCUACUUGAAGGGCUACCAGAUAUACGAAGAGGGAGCUGAUAUUAACACCAUCGGAAGCGAGAUCUGCAAAAUAAUAGACCUCUCAAAUGUUACAAAAGAUCAGUACCAGCCUUUGAGUAAGUCGUACUUCAUCCUGGUGAACUCAGAGGGCGGUGCGAUGUCGGUGACGAUCAAAGCACUUCCACUUCCGGUGGUCAACGCGAGCGUUCCGAGCGUCCCGACCGCCAUGGCCAUACCACCGUCACCGCAGGUGUACCAUCCGAAUCUGACGGUAUCCGUAGAUUAUCUCCAGUUGAACGUCAGUGCCGUGAAUGUGUCCUUGAAGGUGACGCCGGAAGUGAAGGAUCUAAACGUCAUGAUCGUGCGCGUGCUGAGAGACCAAGCGGUCUUACAGCAGUUACGUGUGCCAGUUACAACGGAAUAUUUUACUAUAGGAAACUUAACAGAUGGAAAGUAUAGCAUGCAGUUCAUCCCGGAAGACACCAGUGCCUUCGGCACGAAGGGUCCGUGUUUGUGUUACCUUGGAAACGAGACUAACUGCGUGCCAUGUCUGCGCUACACGAGUGAGAUCUCCGUGGUCUCGAACACAGGUGACCCACCGAAACCCAACUUUCACCAGCAUGAUAUUGCCCCUUCCCUUCUCGGCUGAUGUUUAAAGAUCCUGUUCAGCUGACUUCAUGCGAUCCACAGUUGAUAAAAUUACUGCUUAUUUCGGACACAUUCGCGUCUUUUAGGUUCAACUUGAAGUGCGGUACACAUGUGCAUUUGCAGUGUCGGAUGUGAAGGCUUUUCCGUCAAUCACUGAAAAUUAACGAUAGUUGACGAAAUAUACCGAAUGUGUCCGAAAUUGGCUUUGGGUUGCCAUGAUACCUUAUUUUGUCACAUUUAUUGUCCGCUUCACCCCAACUGUCAAAUGUUUAAUGGCAUUCUUAUUUUUAACAAGUGCCUUAGUUUUAUUUAUUAUUGAUUCCCAGAUUAUAUUUAUUUUCAUAUUUUUGUGGUGUGUAGUUCCCCAAAUGUUUGCUUUUUAUAAUUUGUUGUUUAUCUUAAACAUCUUUUAUUGCGUAUCAUUUGGAAUUUUUGUUAUGUUUCUUUUAUUUCAGAUGUUGUGUAUCUUUUUAUUCUCAUUUAAUACUUAUUAGCAAAAGUCUUCAUUUCAUUUUUGCUUGAAACGUUUUCUUAUAUUUACGCAUGAAUAUUUUAUGUUCAUAAUCACAGACUUUCCCAAACCUCCUUGAUCAAACUUGAUACAUAACACAUUCCGGUUUUAUAUUGUAAUAAAUAAGAUCAAGAAGUACAACAUCAAUGCAAAUAUUUUUGAAUUGAAAUACUGUUCAAUAGCAGUUUGGUCCCUCUGUGAAUGAAUAGAAAUUUGUGUAAACAAAAUAAGUCUUCCUAUGUUGUUUAAUAAAAAAAAAUAUUUCAAGAAGUAAAGAAUGCCAUUUGAUCAAACCUUGACAGUGGAUUUUUUACAUGGUCCUACUAU
Messenger RNA from Dreissena polymorpha, 2233 nucleotides. RefSeq lists its product as uncharacterized. The record is from RefSeq and is a predicted model, not a curated record. Lineage: Eukaryota; Metazoa; Mollusca; Bivalvia; Myida; Dreissenidae. The coding region runs from base 404 to 1396 and encodes 330 amino acids. The transcript has 8 exons.